UCAAACGAUGCAGAGUUAGACUGACCCCAGGGUAGGAAAGCAUGCCUGCACAGCUGUAACUGAAUAGCGCAUUGGCUUGAAGCAAUUUCACACUGUCUAAUAUUGUAAUACCAAAUAUGGUCAGUGUAUAUAUCAUACUCAACAAAACUGGCAUGAGAGGCAGCCCUGAAUACCUAUUCCCUCCACACAGGCGGUGCUUGAUAUACUUUGCAUUGUGUGUUUUCCAGUGUCACACAUGAGUAACAUGAGGAUUCUCAGUUAGUUUCAGCAGGAGGUUGGGCAGAGAAAGAACACCUUUAUUUAUUCACACGAACAGCUGUAUUGUAACAUUUAGCAAUUCUGUCUACAGUAUAUGGUAAUGUGCUUUAAAUUUUCAGAGGCAACAUGUCUCCAUUUCCAUGCACUUUGUUUUCCUUCUCUGUUUUCUCACGGUCUCCUUCUGCCUGCCUGCAGACUGUUUUUAGACAGGUCAAAUCUGUCUCAGCUGUUAUCAGUGUCAUGCUGUGUGUGUGUGUGUGUGCAGUGGCGCUUCAUGCACUCCAUUAUCACAAAUCCAGCACCCUCCUCCAAACCGUCCUCUACUGUCGCUUCAUUUUCUCCACUUCCAUUUUCACCAUACAUUCAUACACAUAUGACCACUUCCAUUUCCCCACUCACAAAUGACCUACUGAUGAAACACACAUGGUAGAUCAGGGGUGUCCAAACUUUUUCUACCGAGGCCCACAUACUGAAAAAAGAAAGGAUGUAAGGUCCACUUUGAUGUUGUGUAAUACACAGAGAAGUUCUAUUUUAAAAAAAAAAUGCCUCUCAUCUGAAAGUCUAUUAUUAGUAUGAACUUUUUUGUACUUACUCUAAAUAUUUCAACUUUCUUUGUAAAUGUUCUUCUUUGUAAUAUUACGACUUUAUUCCUAUGUGUUCUAUUGUUGUUGACCACAAAGGACGAUCACGGCAAAAGCUUUGAACUAUUAUGGCACUCUCUGACCACACGUCGGUUUCACAAGAUCAGUACAGGUUGCUGACACAUUCGACUUGAACUUGGACCGGUGGUAGGUACGGAUGCCUUGAAGCAAGGCACUACUGCAGGGAGCCGCGAGCGCUUCAAGACAAUUGGCUAUGAUUUCAGGCCUUAGACAUCCGGGUCCACAAUCAAAAACCAGACCAAACCAUUGAAGUAAUGAAAGAGAAACUGGAAGUGCUACAUGAGGUAGUAGCGACGGUGAGAUCUAAGCUUGCAGAUUGACAGCCUCAAGGGAAGCUUCUCUGAGAAAGUCAAGAACCUUAACCUUAGGGAGGAAAAUACAGUGUCAUUCCACUACACUGACAUAUCAAUUUAUAUCGAUUUAUAUUCCUAUGGCCCUAUACAUUGGACUGUGUUCAAGUCGCCAUUCCAGACGACAUAUAUCGUUCUAACAUUACUUGAAUGGCAACUAAUCAAUUGCAUCGAUACUCGGACAUAAAGCAUCGGAUAUAACCAUGACAGACGGAUAUUGAAAAAUCAACGCAAAAAGUUACGUAUAGCUUUGAACAUUAUUCUUGUGAAAUGAUUAAGUGAAUUUUCCUCAACCUAGUGUUCCAAAAACUGCAACUUUAUUCACUUCUUGAAUCGUUUUUUUCCCAUCUUAUGACUUAUGUCUUGUAAAACUCCAACUUCUUUCUCGUAAGAUUACAACCGUUUUCUCUUAAUAUUAUGACUUUAUUCUGCUGAUAUUUUCACUUUAUGCUCAUGAGAAAUUAUUCUUUUUUCCGUGUUACUGUUGUUUUCUUAAGUUUUGCUUUGUUUGGUUUUUGAAUGUGCAGGGCCAAGAAAAAUAGUUGUGGGCCAUAAAUGCCCCCCUGGACAGUACUUUGGACACACCUGCAUUAAAACAUUGCCUCUAAAACACAAACCAACUGAUAAAUUAAAUGUAAAGGACUGAGGACUCAGCAUGCCAAAGAUGAAGGUUUUCUGGCCCCCGCCCACACAACUAUGAAACGCACGUCCCUAAAUUGUCUUCUCUCCCCACUCCAGUUUGGGCCUGACCGUCUUGCAGAUGAACUCGCACCGCACUGGCGCCACUUCUGCAGCCAAAUGUGGCGCAAUCAAUGUUUUUCUCGUUUCACAUCCAGCGCUUUUCUCUCCAAGGUUCAUCGUUUUAGUUGGGUGGCUCCAGGAAGACGCACUGGUCGGAUCUAAAAAGAAAGAGCCAUGUCUGCAGCCCAGGGACUUCUCAACAGCGUCUUCUGGUGCUCAUCUCCAGCCUCCAAAGCGUUAACGAAACGGAGGUUACGGCAGACCAGGAGUCUGGACCCCGCCAUCAUCAGACACUGCAGCACCGGGACCGAAGGAGCGGUGCCACAGGACGCCUGUGCGCCUUUGAAACCGGCUACGCGCGCCAAGACUUUAACAUUGAAAGAACCCAUCGCAGCAUCCAUCUCCUCUCCCUCCAUACCUCUGGACCUAUCCCCUUGUUCUAACUUUCACUUUGACUAUGAGAUCGUUAAGCGCUCCAAACGCAACACGACCGGCGAUUUACCACUGCUUCUGCGGGGGUCCGUUCCAUCUGGGAGCACCGGAUCACUCUUCUCACCCCGGAGGUGGCUCCAGAGGAGGACCCAGGCACCCAUCAGUCAUGCUGACGUCGUGUGGAAGUCAGAGGGUGACUUCACAUGGAGCAGUCUGUCUGGCCAGAGUGUACGUCUGACUUCGGUCGCCAUUCAGAGUCUUUCAGAACUGGAGAGAGCCAGACUCCAGGAAGUGGCCUUCACCCGCUUGCACCAAGACUAUGAUGUUGGAUGCCAGAUAACUUUGCCAAAAGAUGGACAGAAAAGGAAAAAGUCGCUCAGGAGGAAGCUGGAUUCUUUAGCCAAAGAGAAGAGUAAGGACAAAGAGGGUGUCCCUCAAGCCUUUAGUAUACCCCUCUCGCAGGUCAUUGCGAACGACAGGACGCACAGGCAGCGCCAGGACAGCUAUCGUCAGGAUCCGCCACAGCGAGAGGAGCACAAGGACUCCUCUGACCUCGUCUCCUCCAUCCUACAGUUUGCCACCAAGCGGCCGUCAAAUAAGGAACUCUCAAGCAGCAACUCCUCAUUGAGCUCCACAUCAGAAACAGCCAAUGAGUCAACAUCGCCCAACACACCUGAAGCUGCACCACGAGUGCGCAGACGGGGUGGGAUGUCAGUGGAUUCGAUCACUGACCUGGACGACAACCAGUCUCGUCUGCUGGAGGCGCUACAGCUUUCGCUGCCUGCAGAGACACCAAAUAAAAAGGAGAAACAAAGGGACAAACGUUUGAGCCUCAACCCUAUAUACCGCCAGGUGCCCCGUGUGGUCGACAGCUGUUGCCAACACAUUGAGAAAUACGGUUUGCACACUGUCGGAAUUUUCAGAGUUGGAAGUUCCAAGAAAAGAGUUCGACAGUUGCGUGAGGAGUUUGACCGCGGCUUUGAUGUCCAAUUAGAUGAGGAGCACAGCGUCCACGACGUGGCCGCCUUGCUGAAGGAGUUCCUCAGGGACAUGCCUGACCCACUCCUCACCAAGGAGCUGUACACUGCCUUCAUAAAUACUACAUUGUUGGAUCCAGAUGAGCAGCACAAUGUCACCCAGCUAUUGGUCUACCUGCUCCCAGUAUGCAACAGUGACACUCUUCAUCGCCUGCUGGAAUUCCUGUCCACUGUGGCUGACCACGCCCAUGACCAGCAGGACAAGGAUGGACAAGAGAUCACAGGAAACAAGAUGACUUCCUUGAACCUUGCCACCAUCUUUGGUCCCAACCUACUCCAUAAACUAAAAUCCUCAGACAAGGAGUUCAGUGUCCAAAGCUUUGCACGAGCCGAGGAAAGCACCGCCGUCAUUGCAGCGCUGCAGCGGAUGAUCGCCAGCUACCAGACACUCUUCAUGGUCCCACCUGACCUCCAAAAUGAAGUUUUGAUGAGUCUACUGGAGACCGAUCCAGAUGUAGUGGACUACCUCCUGAGGCGAAAAGCAUCACAGAGUCCUGAUCUCCACCAGUCUGAGGAUCCGUUCACUCUGAGUGAGCGCCACUCCUCCAGCGACUCCAACAAAGUGUCCAGCGGGGAAGUGUCCCCCUAUGACAACAAUUCCCCCAUCCUGCGUGAACGGCGAGGGGAGGCAGGAAAGCCGGGAGCUGACAGCUGGUCUGCACCAGGUGAUCUAUUCUUGGACCAAACGUCUGACUUGCUUUUCAUGCAAGGGGCGUCAUGUCCAUCAUUCGACCUUGUUUCUUGUUUACUUCCUUUAGACAGUAUAUCGGAGGAGCAUGCAAACAUCUGGGGAACAUGGCACGCAACUCUCAAACCAACACUGAAAGACCAAACAUACACAGGUUCCCAUGGCAACGUGUCAGAAGGAAGCUCCCGCAGCUCACAGGAGGGACUUGAUGGACUCCAUGGUGACAGCAGACACCAGCCGAUGGCGCAAAUGACGAGAACAGCGCCUUGCAUUGCUGAGUGCAGACCCCACCCGCCGGUAACCCGCAUGUGCACCAGCCCUCAUGUGAGCACGAGGCGCCCGCACCUGCAGCCGGGCAUCGGUGUUGCAUCAGCAUCAUCGCUUGUGAACCGAACAGUGGGGGCCCAGCAUGGAGCCACACCGACGUCUGGCCCGAAGGGCAGGGUGAACACUAACGAGGGCAGCUCUGCCGUUCUCACCGGAAGCCGUUGCCCUCCUCCUUAUAACGCUCAUCACCGACUGGCCGCUUGUCAAAGUUCACCUCAGCUUGCGUCAGCUCAGCAGCACCCUCUGCAGCACAGAAAGCCAAGUGCAGAGCAGAAAAACUCAGAUGGGGCGAUGACGCCGCACACCUCAGAGUGGCAGGAAUGGCAGAGGGACCGUUGGCAAAUCUGGCAGCUGCUAUCUUCAGAAAAUGCAGACACAUUGCCAGAGACUCUGGUGUGAGAUCAAGUCCAGCUUCAUGCCAGAUUUGACUCACCCAUGACAAUCACACGGCAUCAUCUUUCCAUCUAGUCCGUAUCUGGAUCCGCCAGCAUGUUCACGCCACGGCAUUGUUGUUUACAUGUUAAGCUGCUGCCUUCUAUGAACUUUGAACCAUCCAUGAGCCACCACACUCUUUUCUAUGUUUGCAUAUAGUUUCUGCCCGACAUGUGGAAAAUGCCCACCAGAAAUACCUCAAAAAUCACCACAACUCUUCAGAGCAUUGCCAUGAAUACCAUUCUGGUGCCGUGUAGCCAUUUACAGUUUCUCUCAGUGGCGAACAAUAGCUGUUAAGCUAGUAAAAGAGCAACUUUUGCAACUGCUAUAAACCGAAUUCUUAUAUGUGCCACGAAAGGAGCUCUUCAAACUGAUGAAAUGUUUCAUUCGCCAAAACUAGCUCAACUCAUUCUUCAAGCCUUUAAUAUAAAUGUUGUCCUCAGUGUUGAAUGUAAUCGUAAUAUCAAAGCACUCAGCUGUAAGUAUACCACUUGUUGCACUAUAAGGUAAGUGCCAAAUACGUAUUGAUUUUUACUUAAAGAUAUUUGUUGGUUUCCUUUUAUGUAUUUGUUCAGAGGUUACCAGGCAGGCCGAGAACAUUUGCAUAGUAUUUCCGAAAGUAUCCAUUUUAGCUCCUGGCUUAAAAUACACAAACUGUGCUGUGACAGACGAAACAUAAUAUUCUAACUGUAUAUGACAUAGUCGAUGAAAUACACACACACAUACACACACAUAUUUGUUGAAACCAGGCAACAAUGAUGAAACCUUGUUUUUUGUCAUUCAAUUUAUUAACCAAAACGUACGAAAACUAAGGCAAUUUUUCCAGUUGGAAUGUAGGUCCACUUCAUCAAAAACAACAAAAAAUUUGUUUGAUCAAGAAUAAGUACAAUUUUACGUGUCUUUCUUCGGCCUCACAGCGGGUUAUUCAGCACACAGACAGUGAGGGGCUGUCCACACGGAAAUGUUUUUUCGCUCGAACCUUUCAUCCACACGGAAACUGUUCUGGCAAACUGUAUUUUAAAAUAAAUUCUUCCACAGGUACGACAAAAUAUCUGAAUACUUGAACUGACAUAACUCACCCCGGUCGACAUUCUCCUGAUAUUUUCUUUUUUUUUUUGUCUUACACUCCAAAAUGACUCACCAAAGUAAUUCCACUUGGGCAUCAAUUUAGACGAGCCCUGGAAAGUGGACGAUGACAGACUUUAUGCCCUUUUCUUGUAUGGUUUUCGACUCACGUGGUUCUGUGUGUCAGUUUACAGCGCCACAUGUGUGUCUUACAUAUUACAUCAUUUUCACCCAGCAAUCCAUUCCGUGUGCAUGCAACUAUUUACUAAUCAGGAAGAAAAAAACAGGAACUUUUCCGUGUGGACCGGGUCAGAGUCCGCUGUGCAUAGGGUGCUUUGUUUGGGCCCUUGAUUUUGCGGAACAAUACAAUACAAUACAAUAUAUGCCUUUAUUCGUCCCUCAGUGGGGAAAUUUGUAACAAGUCCAACAGACUAAGUGUAAUGUUGUAUGAAACCUGAGGCAUACAAAACCUGAGGUUCGGGUGUAUAGUCACAUGACUCCAAUUUGCAAAACAAGGGGGUUAAACAGAUAAUGGCUAAAAUGCCCAUUUAAUCUGAUAAGAAACUAGCAAUCCAAUUAUUAAUCUGCUUUCUCGAUACACGAUACACCCCAGGUGUAGAAAGGUGUCUUUUUGUCUUUCCAAUCGACCUACAUAACCCCUCCAAAUACAUUUAAACACAACAAGAAAUGGGAACCUUUAUUAUUAACAUUAGAAUGGUUAAUGCCAAGUUGGUGAGGGUUAAGAGUGUGUUAGCGUGAAACAGCACUUCUAAUUGAAACACAAAAGCCAAGCUGGACAAGAGCUCUCCAAAGAUUUAAUCUGGUGGAUAUUUGCUGGCAAAUAAUUCACAAAUUCUGAAAUGAUGUAUUUGUAUUUCUUUGAAGGGCUAAGAAAAUAUCAGGAAGUAGUCCAUAAAAUGUGGUUAGAAUCUGGCGCCAUCUAGUGUCGGUUCUUUUGCUGCUUAGGUGAACAGGUUCUACGGUGUUAAAGGGACUAAUUACAACUGGCUCAAGAUUACAGUGUUUUCAACACAAUAUAUAAAUAGAACACCACCUGCUAGUAUAUGUUUCCAAUGGUUGUUUAAAAGAACAAAGUGUCAGUACUUUUCACAAUAACGAGGUAAACUGCAUGAAUAUUUGUGUACAUUUUUUUGGUGUACAAAUAAUUGGACGGUUACUCAAGGGUACGUUUAGUGCUUUAGUACUCAAAGCAGGAAGAAGUUUCGCUAUACUGCUUUCAAAAACAGACUAUCCCCUCUAGGCAGCUGGAGAAAUCUGCUGCUUUAAGAGAAAUACCCAUUUAAGGUAGGAAUUUAACAGGCCUUAUGUUAUGCUCCACUCCACAAAAGGUUUAUAUUUUGUUAAAUGUUUAGCAAAUGUGCUUCUAUGAGUGUAAUGAUAUACCGAAUGUAUGUUUUUUUAUUGGAAAAUGUAAAAGUGGAAAAUGUAUAUAUAUAUAUUAUAUGCAUACAAAUGGUUCUAGUGUUGUGUUCCUGGUUUUAAAUACCAGCGUGCCAUUUUUUUGGACAUGAGUGGAGUUGUCCAGUUGUAAUGCCAUUUUUUGCUAAUUGGCCUUUUUUGUACCAUGUGUCAUCGGUAUGCUACAGUGGAAUUAAAUAUGGUUUAUAGUUCA
Messenger RNA from Doryrhamphus excisus (bluestripe pipefish), 7625 nucleotides. The record is from RefSeq and is a predicted model, not a curated record. NCBI's taxonomy places the organism in Eukaryota, Metazoa, Chordata, Actinopteri, Syngnathiformes, Syngnathidae.